Messenger RNA from Aspergillus calidoustus, 360 nucleotides. The record is from the annotation of a GenBank genome assembly. Lineage: Eukaryota; Fungi; Ascomycota; Eurotiomycetes; Eurotiales; Aspergillaceae.
AUGCUCCCCACUCUAACAGCCACAUUCAGCAACCUCGACGGCGAAGUCGUAACGGAAAACGGGGCGCGAUACGAAUUCGUCGUGUUCUUCCGGGCGGCGUUUGAGACGCAGCAGAUGAUCCAUAUCGAUGGACCCGGCGAGCUAACCCGAGACUCGGAGGAUGAGAUUCAUGCGGUGUGGGGUGUUGUUUAUCAUGCGGCGAACCAUGGGGUUACGGGUGGGUGGAAGGGCACGGGGGGUGAGCAUUAUCAUGAGAGGUGGAGGUGGGUUGAAGGGAAGUGGCUCUUGGCGAGUUUGAAGAUGGUCAGGGGGUUUUGGAAGGUUAGCCAGCUGGAGGGUGCGGAGAAGGAAGUAGUGUAA